This is a messenger RNA of Penicillium alfredii, 2289 nucleotides long. RefSeq names its product MKT1 family protein. Gene Ontology annotation, biological process: mismatch repair; DNA double-strand break processing; DNA recombination. Lineage: Eukaryota; Fungi; Ascomycota; Eurotiomycetes; Eurotiales; Aspergillaceae. Gene Ontology annotation, cellular component: nucleus. The transcript has 7 exons. Bases 1 to 2289 code for a protein of 762 amino acids. The record is from RefSeq and is a predicted model, not a curated record. Gene Ontology annotation, molecular function: 5'-3' DNA exonuclease activity; 5'-flap endonuclease activity.
AUGCCGAUUCGUCCAUUCGAUGAGUGGACUGUGGGCCGCGCCCAAUCCCUCCCCUUCUCCGCCUUGAAAGGGGCGGUCGUCGGUAUCGAUGCGUCGCACUACAUCACCCAGCAUUUGACCAACCAGUCGACGCGCGAGGCCCUGCUGGGCGCCCUUGGCGGAUUCCCGUUCGCCCUUAGAGGAAACAUCGAGAAGGAGCUUCAGGCCUUUAAGAACCUCGGCGUCGCCUGUAUUUUCGUCUUCAAUGGUCUGGAAUUCGGCAAAAAGGACUACACCACUCACACCCAGCCUGGAUUGGUGCGCCCCUUCGAGCAGGCCUGGGACCUUUACGACCAACAGCAGGCCGACCAAGUCGUCGAUGCCUUCAGCAAUGCUGGUAUGCUUGCCUGCUACCCGCCCCUCCCGGACAGGCCCACCUCUCUGCCUACCCUUUAUCCAUAUCUGUUCCGCUGGCACCCCGUCCCAAGCGCCGCUGACAAUAUUGACCCCUCAGGAACCCCACCCCCGGAGACCCUCUACAAGUUCCUUCAGCGAAUCUUGAACCAGAACGGUGUUGCCUUUAUCGUGGCGCCGUACAGUGCCGCGGCUCAGCUCUCAUAUCUUGCAGGUGGCCCUACUCCUGUCGUCGAUGCCGUUUACGGACCGUCCGAAACCCUUCUGUUUGACCUGGAGAAGCUGGUCACCCGAAUCGACAUCAACGCCGAGCCCGCCCAAUUCUUUUGGCUCACGAAACAGACUUGCCAGGAGGAGCUGGGCCGACUGUCCAAUGAUCAAUUCCUCGACUUCUGCUUGCUCCUGGGUUCUCCUUUCCUGCGUUCGUCUCCGCUUUUCGAGAACCCCGCGUUCCCCGGCAAGAGCCCAAACGUUCGCGAUGCCUUACCGAUGUUCAAUGCGGCCGGUCGCAGUGCUCUCGCCAUGUGUGCUCAGUUCGAAGAUGACCGCCGCAUGCAGGAGAUUCAGUACACGGAUAGCUACAAGCGGGCGUUCAUGAUUGUGAAACAUCACGUCUACAUGGAUGUGGACGGCCGAGUUGCCCCGAUGAACCCGGAAAGUAUUUCGUCGGACAUGCAUGAGCUCAUCGGUCAACGGUUGCCUGAGGAGUUGUACUUCUACCUCUCUAAGGGGGUUCUCGGUGCUGAUAUCCCGAACUAUCUCACCUCGGGCGAAGUGCGCCUCUCGCUUCCGUUGGGCACGGAAGACACCGAGAUCUAUCGCCAGCUGGUGACUAACACGCUUGACCCGGUCCGGACGCAGUCCAUUAGUCUUCUGGCCAACGCGCUUCACCGAUUCUACCAGACCAAAGUGAUUCGCGUGCGCCCAUGGUACGAUCAAAACUCAGACCGGUCGAUUAAUCUUAGAGGCAUCCCGUCAGUUAAAGACAUCACUCAACCAUGGAGGCUCCACGGCGAGAAGCUCCCUGAAAGCGUGAAGAAGCUGCAGGCGCCACGAGGCUCUCUCAAGUUUGCUAUCCAGAGCCUCACCGACUCGGACUUUGUGUCCAAGUCGUUUGCUGCUAAAGAAACCCCAGCUUUAUCGUCCCAAGAAGAUAUCCUAUCUAAUGUUAUGUGGCGGUUCCUACAACUGCGUGGUUAUAUCGAUGAGAAGCACAGAUUGACCGUGUGGGGCAAGUGUCUCGAGCAAGCGCUCUCGGUUUUGAACCCUGCAGACAAUCUAGAGGACGCAGUUUUCAUUGCUAUCGAGAUGCUCCGCUGGGACUUACUAAACACCAAGACUUGGUUUGCACACGUAUCUGGCAGUCCCAUGAGAGGCUCAGAGGAUGACAAAAAGUUCAACAUGCUGGUUUCGCGGGUCGCAUGUAUUGCCAAGCUGCAGCACAAGAGCAUCGGAUACUCUGGUCCUCUAAGCCGACAGCUUCUUUGCUACCGCUCAUUGAUCUCCGAAGUGCGCUCGGCUCUGAGGAAUCUAAUCGAGGUGGUCCUUACCAGUCUACUUUUGAGCGGCGAUGCCGACCGGGAUCGGAACGACUGGACUGAGAUGGGUGUCAAGCUGCCCUUUAUUGACGAUAAUGACUGCGGACUCGGCAUUGCCGUCCGCACUUACCUGGACGACCUUCCUCUGCAAGCAAACCCGACCUCUCCCGAGGCUCGAACAGAGGUCAAGGCGAAGGGUAAGGAGUGGUUCCAGCACAGCGAGAGCUUCACAGGCAACCUGGACCAGGCGUUUAAGCUCUGGGAUGCGGUAUACAAGAGCACUCAAAAUGCAGGCCAGGAGUUCAAGGAGGCUAAGCUUUGGGAGGAUGCUAACAAGUGGUUGUUGGAGAGACGGUGA